This is a messenger RNA of Oppiella nova, 425 nucleotides long. NCBI's taxonomy places the organism in Eukaryota, Metazoa, Arthropoda, Arachnida, Sarcoptiformes, Oppiidae. The record is from the annotation of a GenBank genome assembly.
CCCGCCUCCUGUACCCCCACUUCUACCGAGCGAUGUAUGAUUUGGUCGAAAACGGAUGGAAUGCCUUCCGAAUUGAGACCGAGUUCUCCAAUCUUCUCAUGUUUUCCGACGACUGGCGGAUCAGUUAUGUCAACAAAGACUUCGCUGUGUGUCCCUCAUAUCCGGAAGCAGUGAUAGUUCCCAAACCUAUUGACGACGACUGUCUCGCAUCCAUCGCUUCCUUCCGAUGUUUGGGUCGGUUCCCAGUUCUCAGUUAUUUCCACAGAACUGCUAAAACGGUUUUGUUAAGAAGUGGUCAACCGAUGGUCGGAACCAAUUCCAAGAGAUGCAAAGACGACGAGAAAUUAAUUAAUACAGUAUUAGGUUCUGGAAAGAGGGGUUAUAUCAUAGAAACGCGAACUCAAAACUUGGCACAACUCGCGCGC